This is a messenger RNA of Rotaria sp. Silwood1, 816 nucleotides long. The record is from the annotation of a GenBank genome assembly. Lineage: Eukaryota; Metazoa; Rotifera; Eurotatoria; Philodinida; Philodinidae.
AUGUCCGAUAAUAAUCUAAUAAAUUAUUGUUUAGACAAAAAUCAUAUACGCAUUGAUUAUACAACAUUAACACCCCGUUUUUCAGUAACUAAUAAUGAUAGCCUUAAUGAUGGUAUUACUCAUUUAAAUGAACAUGAGAACAUUCCUGGACGUCAUAUUCAACGUCAUGAUUCAACAACAUGGUCAAAUAAUUGGCCUGGUAAUACUCAAUUUGGUAUUAUAAACGAAUGUGGUAUUGGUCAAUCUGAUUUUAAGUGGAAUGUUCGUUCAAAUCGAAAUAUAAAACGAAUUUAUUCUCAUAUAUGGAAUACAAAUGAAUUAUUAGUUUCAUUUGAUGGUUGUGGAAUUUUUCGUUUUAUUGCAUUAACUGAUCAUAAUGAAACAACAGGUGGUCUUAUUGUUUUUCCACAUACACAUUUACGUUUUAGUGAAUUAAAUGAUCUUGCACAUCGAGGAAAUGCUAUAGGAAAAUUUAUUCAUUGUCAAUCUGAUGAUCCUGUUCUUUGGGAUUUCCGUCUUGUACAUUGUAAUUCUUGUGCUUUUGUUUCUGAUGAACGAUUAAAAAAUCAAUCAAUUGAUUUCUUACGAAUUGUUGCCUAUGUUAGUAUGAGUCCAACAACAUUUAUAUCUAAUCAAACAUUAGAUCAAUUUCAAAAAAAAAGAAAACUAUUAGCACAAAAUAAUUGUACCUUAACACAUUGGAGUACUGAAUUAACAGAAGCAAGCUCUACUUUUAAUUUACCAAAACUAUCAUUAGAAAAACUUGAUGCAUAUCAACUUGCAUUUAUUAUUGGAACUCAUCUUGAUGAUGAAUAA